AUUUAUGACAAGAACAUGGACCUCGACAGCAUAGAGGGGCUAAAUGAAGUGCGUCCAGCUGUGUACCGCGCUGCUCUGAAGCUUCGCUCUCUGCAGAAACUAUGUCAGCUGCAUACUAUGACUCAGCCGGAGCUGAGCCUCGCUCUUCAAGUCUUUAGUCAGUCUGCCGACCUGCAAACACAGCUCUCCGCAGCCGAGGUGACACGGGGCCUGGGGCGACUUUUCCAGAGUGUGCCAGAGGAACUUCCUGCUCAGGUCGUGGCGGAUGCAAUCGACCAGACUACGAGAGUCCUCUUCAAGCUGUACGACAGGGAGCAGACGGGGACUGUGGCGCUCCAUUCAGUGGAGGCAGCCCUGACUGCUCUUUCUGGAGACCCACUCAUCGCCAAAUAUAGAGCUCUCUACCAGUUGGGGGAGAGCCUGAGUGGUCGUCUAGGCAACGAGAGCAGCAUAGUGACCCGCAGUGGACUGAGGACUCUACUGCAUGACCUCAGCCAGGUGCCAGCUGUGGUGCAGGAGAGCCAUGUGUUCGGCCAAGUGGAGACCGCCGUCAGGUCAUGUUUCACUGGGGUGUUGACUGCAGGUGUGUGUGAGGAGGUCUUUGUCCGCUGGCUGCAUUCGGAGCCUCGUCUGCUGCUGUGGUUCUCUACCCUCUACCGGGUCUCCGCCAGUGAGGCCGUGGUACACGCCGUACGCUGCCGUGCCUGCAAGGCCUUCCCCAUCACCGGACUCAGAUAUCGCUGUCUGAAGUGUGUCAACCUGCACCUGUGUCAGACGUGUUUCCUGACGGAGAGGCGCAGCAAGAAGCACAAGCCCUCUCAUCCAGUCCUGGAGUUCUGUUCCCAGCCAACAUGGAAGGAGUCUUUAUCCUCUUUGGCAUCUAAUGCUCGCCAUGCCCUGCUGCCCCGACGCUACACGAGGAGGGAGGCGGAGAGGAGACGCAAGCUCAGCCGAGGGGAGGCCAGCAGUGACCCAGCGCACAUCCCUCAUGCAGGGUCUCCUGCGGAUGAGAAGCAGCUGGGUGGUUUGCAGCCUUCCUGUGACUUGGUAAACACAGCCAGCUCAAUACCACCAUCACCACCACCGCUUUGUCCAUCGCAUUGUCCACCACCUCACCUGCCAUCCUCGGCCAGUUCUCCUCCACCUCCUCCCCAUCCUGCCUCGCCUUCCCCCCCGGCCUCUCCUCGGGUACAGGUGGAGUCCAAAGGCCUGCAGACCGAGGAGGACAUGCAGACUCAGAGGAAAACGUCCCUUCUCCAGAAAGACCUGCAGGUCACACAGCAGGUGAUGAAGGAUCUACAGAGAGAUAAGUGGCUGCUGCAGCAGGAGUUCCAGGUGUGGCGCGUGGCGGCCCAGUCGGAGCACGACUCCCUGGAGGACAGGUGUGCAGAGCUGGAGGCCACCAUGACGGCCCUCAACCAACACAACCACAGCCUGGAGAAGGAGCUCAGGAGACUACGACAGACUUUGAGCCAAAGAGCGGGGAACUCUGGCGGUGACAUGCGUCCACCUUCCUCCCACGGGUCAUCAUCACUAGACGGUGGCGACGGUGCCGGAGGAUCUCAGAGUUCGCGCUCGCAAAGCCCCGCCUCACAACCGCCAUCCAUCGAGGAGGACGGAGGAGAGACGAUACACCAUGAGCAGCCUGCACUGGAGAACCUGGAUGUGGAAGAUGACAAAGAGGAGGAGGAGGUGGAAGAAGAGGGGUCCGGGAAGUGUUUCCAAGGAGAGGAUGAUUCCGAACUUUCUCUGAGGUCAGAGCUCUCCUCCUGCUGUGAUGAUGUCACUGAAGCCAGAGAGUUGACCUCUGACCCUGAGCAGAAAUGUGGGGAGGAGGAGGAAAGGAAAGAAGAGGACCUAAAGGAAUAUACAGAGAAAGAGGUGGAAGUAGAGAAGAAAGAGAAGGAGCCGUGUCAGGCUGUGAGGAAGUGAAGUCCAUGAAUAAUUGCGAGGAGGAUUUGGGAGACAACGCAGUCUCAGACUGUGAGGAGAAGAAGAAGAAAAACUGCAGUACAGAUCUGGAGGAGGUGAAGGGUGGAGGGAAGCUGGAAGGGUACCGGCAAAGCGGGUUAGUGGAGGAGGAAGAGGAGGGGGAUGGAGACGCGGAAGAAGAGCAGCUCUGUGAUCUGGUGCUGAGGCUCAAGACGUCUUUGGCCUUGCCCGCGCACGCAGUUGGUUCACAGAAGAGAGACGUGCUCUUGGCUGCGGCUCAAGGCGUUGGACUCUCCGUGUCAAAUCUCGUCUCCAAGGCGAACUUCUGCCCUGAAGAGGCGACACCUCUGAAGCAUUCCGGGCUUCAGGAUCAAUCUUUUUUACCGUGUGCAGCACAUGUGCCAAGCCAAUGAUGUGCCGUAGCCAGGGAAUAGGACGCCCAGGGGUGGGCAAACUAAUAAGCGUGGGCCAAAUGCGGCCCUCUACUCUUUUUCAUGUGGCCCACCAUUAAGUAAAAGGAAGAAAAAGAA
Messenger RNA from Engraulis encrasicolus (European anchovy), 2462 nucleotides. Its product is annotated as dystrotelin-like. Bases 16 to 1932 code for a protein of 638 amino acids. The record is from RefSeq and is a predicted model, not a curated record. Gene Ontology annotation, cellular component: plasma membrane. NCBI's taxonomy places the organism in Eukaryota, Metazoa, Chordata, Actinopteri, Clupeiformes, Engraulidae. The transcript has 15 exons. Gene Ontology annotation, biological process: synaptic signaling. Gene Ontology annotation, molecular function: zinc ion binding.